This is a messenger RNA of Caenorhabditis remanei, 357 nucleotides long. RefSeq lists its product as uncharacterized. Lineage: Eukaryota; Metazoa; Nematoda; Chromadorea; Rhabditida; Rhabditidae. Bases 1 to 357 code for a protein of 118 amino acids. The record is from RefSeq and is a predicted model, not a curated record. Gene Ontology annotation, molecular function: protein binding. The transcript has 3 exons.
AUGCUCUCUCAUCUGAAUCCCCCAGAUGUCACCUCGUUGACAACCAGCUUCUCCUGGUCGAUGCACCCAUCCUGGACAGCAUUCUGCAAUGGUAUGACGUCGAGUGCGGUUGACUUUUUUUAUCGUCAAGGUGAGGGAUUGUUUGGAACUACUGCUCCAAAAUACCUCAAAAAUAUAAAAGGAGAAGAACAGACAAUCUACUUUCACACCUACAAAAAAGUCAACCGCACUCGACGUCAUACCAUUGCAGAAUGCUGUCCAGGAUGGGUGCAUCGACCAGGAGAAGCUGGUUGUCAACGAGGUGACAUCUGGGGGAAUCAGAUGAGAGAGCAUGAUUAUGUUAAUAGGGUUAAAUAG